AUGAGAUUGCUGUGCGUUGUCAGUAGUGUUCUAUCUCUCGCACUUUCAGCCCAGGGUGCCCGUCGUUGUACCUCGUCCGACCCCUGUUGGCCUUCGCCUUCUACUUGGUCUUCGUUCAACUCUUCGAUCGGCGGUCGUCUGGUUGCGCCUCGGCCUCCUGCCUGGCCCUGCCACGACCCGCAUUACGACGAGGCAGCAUGCGCCGAGGCUCGCCAAAACUGGGCCAACUCGUUCUGGCGGUCCAACCAGACUGGAGCGAUGCAGUCUCUAGUCUGGGACAGCCCCCAGUGCGGAAUCGAUACGCCUCGGAAUGUAACAUGUCCGCAGGGCUUGGUUCCGGCUUAUGCUGUUGCGGCUGAAAGUGCAGAUGACGUGAGCAAAGCGGUCGAGUUUGCGCAAAAGUACAAGUUAAAACUUGUGGUAAAGAACACUGGCCAUGAUUUUCUUGGAAGGUCUAGCGGUGCUGGUGCAUUUGGUGUAUGGACACAUAAAUUAGGCGGAAUAAACUUUACCGAUUCUUUCGUUGCUGAAGGAUGCUCCGGAGACCAAGGCGUUCCGGCCGUUACUAUUGGAGCAGCCACUCAGUGGUUUGAUGUAUACAAGGCGGCUGACGAACACAAUGUCACCGUCGUUGGAGGCGCUGCUCGUAGUGUUGGGGCAGCAGGUGGAUGGCUUCAGGGUGGAGGCCAUAGUCCACUGGGUGUUAAAUACGGAAUGGGGGUCGAUAACGUACUUCAGUUCGAGGUCGUCACUGCAAACGGAAAGUUGGUGAUAGCCAACAAGUGCAAGAAUACCGAGCUGUUUUGGGCUAUGCGAGGUGGCGGUGGCGGAACCUGGGGGAUUGCGCUCAAAGUGACAUAUAAAACUCAUCCGCCUAUUAGCAUGGUCUCUCUUGGUUUCCAAAUAAAUGCGACGGACCUGCAAUCAGCAACUGACCUCGCAGGUGUGAUAGUCAAAAAUAUCCCGAGCAUGGCCGAUUCCGGGGUGCGUGGGUACAUAAUCUGGUCUCCGCCUUUUUCUUGCUUUGGCGUCGUCUUUCAGCCGGGUGGAUCCGAUUUGCAGACUGUAAACAAUACACUUCAGCCGGCUUGGGACUGGACGGCGCAACACCCGGGCACACAGGUGGCUAGCUUUGGGAACGUCUAUCCUACUUUCUUUGGUUACGCUUCUAACUACAUCAACGACAUUGGGAUUGCGACUAACGUCUGGAUGGGGAGUCGGCUUGUCCCUCGCAAGACCCUGGAGAGCAAGUCUGAUCAAUUAUCAAAGUUCGCUUUCAACGAUGGUGCUCCACUCAUAGGGUCGAUUGCUAUCGUCGUUGGUGGGGGUGCCGUAAAUCAUCCUGAUCCCGGUUCAACUGGGUUAAAUCCCGCUUGGAGAAAAGAUGCGAUCGUGAGCUGGUCGCUCGGAGGUACUUGGCCAGAGUCUGCUUCGGAAGAGUUAAUCGAACAAGCAAAGAAAAACGUGACAAAACUAACUCAAGACUUGGGAGAAUUAGCCAACCUAGACCACGCGAGCUACUUCAACGAAGCUGACCCUGCUGAACCUCAAUGGAAAUGGGCAUUCUUUGGAUCGCACUAUUCUCGGCUCCUCAAGAUCAAGCAAAAAGUUGACCCGAACGGACUGUUUACUUGCAACCGAUGUGUUGGUUCCUCAUAG
This is a messenger RNA of Rhizoctonia solani, 1659 nucleotides long. RefSeq names its product FAD-binding domain protein. The record is from RefSeq and is a predicted model, not a curated record. The coding region runs from base 1 to 1659 and encodes 552 amino acids. The transcript is spliced from 8 exons. Gene Ontology annotation, molecular function: FAD binding; oxidoreductase activity. Lineage: Eukaryota; Fungi; Basidiomycota; Agaricomycetes; Cantharellales; Ceratobasidiaceae.